CCCACCUUUUAUUACACUCUCUCACUAAAAUUAAGCAAUCUCCAUUUCAACGUGAUUCCAAGCUUUCAUCAAUGGCGGCUUCAACUCUUUCCAGUUCCAUAACCACGACCUUCAAACCCUCUCUGCACCCACCACGCGCCUCCGCUAUCCACCCUCUCCCUUCCAUCAAACUCCCCUCUAAUAACAACCCCUUCAAUAAUCCCUUAAUUUCCCAGUUUACCCCUACUACAAAAAACCCCACCCUCACACCUCUCCUUUCCGCCACCACCACACCGGAAACCACCACAGCCACCGCCUUCCACGGUCUCUGCUACGUCGUGGGUGACAACAUAGACACAGACCAAAUUAUCCCUGCAGAAUACUUAACCUUAGUCCCAUCAAACCCGGAAGAGUAUAAGAAACUCGGGUCAUACGCUCUUUGCGGACUCCCUUCGUCUUACCAAACGCGUUUCAUCGAACCGGGUGAAUUUACAUCCAAAUACUCAAUCAUCAUAGGUGGAGAUAAUUUUGGGUGCGGGUCGUCGCGUGAGCACGCGCCGGUUGCUUUAGGGGCAGCUGGUGUGGCGGCGGUGGUGGCGGAGUCGUAUGCUAGGAUAUUUUUCAGGAAUUCAGUGGCGACCGGUGAGGUUUAUCCGCUUGAUUCGGAAGUGAGGAUUUGUGAUGAGUGUAAGACUGGUGAUGUGGUGACAGUUGAACUUGGAGAGAGUAGGUUGAUUAAUCAUACUACUGGGAAAGAGUAUAAAUUGAAGCCUAUUGGUGAUGCUGGUCCUGUUAUUGAAGCUGGUGGCAUAUUUGCGUAUGCGAGAAAGGCUGGAAUGAUCCCUAACCGAGAAGCUUAGUUUUCCAAGUGGUAAUUUGGCUCAGUUCACUAGUUUUCUUUAAAGUUUUGUACUUUAUGCUUUCUGAAAAAUGAAUAAAUAUGGUGUUUGUUGUAUGACUUGGAGAAAAAUUCAGCACCCUUAAAAGUUGUCUUGUGUUCUAUCAUGCCUUUUUUCAGUAUAAAUCAAUGGAUAAACUACAUCCGGAUUUGAAA
Messenger RNA from Lycium ferocissimum, 1033 nucleotides. Its product is annotated as 3-isopropylmalate dehydratase small subunit 1-like. NCBI's taxonomy places the organism in Eukaryota, Viridiplantae, Streptophyta, Magnoliopsida, Solanales, Solanaceae. The transcript is spliced from 2 exons. Bases 72 to 839 code for a protein of 255 amino acids. The record is from RefSeq and is a predicted model, not a curated record. Gene Ontology annotation, molecular function: hydro-lyase activity.